This is a messenger RNA of Leptidea sinapis, 3614 nucleotides long. RefSeq names its product protein FAM8A1. The record is from RefSeq and is a predicted model, not a curated record. The transcript has 4 exons. Lineage: Eukaryota; Metazoa; Arthropoda; Insecta; Lepidoptera; Pieridae. The coding region runs from base 153 to 1067 and encodes 304 amino acids.
AUUUAUUUACUUUUUGAAUGACGUGUAUGUCGUUUGUGUACUGUGAAAUACUGUGGCUUGUAGGAUAUUUCGUAAAUUAACGUAGUAUAUCGUAAUUCUGUUUAAAGUUAACAAAUUCAUUGUCAAAUUUCAUGAAGCAACAAAAAUAAAAAAUGUCUGAAACAGAUAGACCAGGACCUUCUCAUGAACGAACCUUCGAGACAGGGGCUGGUGAUCGGCCGAUGACUUCAGAACGAGAAGCAUAUUUUCAAGCGCUGAGACUAUGGAUCCAACAAGCGCAAAUGUACCAAAGUAUUUCGUCAUGUUUUCCAUAUUACAUGAUCAGUUUGCAGGGGAUGCAAAAUGCUCCAACAAAUGUACCAUUGCUUAACAAUAACUACCAGUUCCAUGGGCAGCAAUUUCCAUUCCAAGUGCCAUUUGCUCAACGGGCAGUACCAGAAGGGCAAGUGCCAGCAACAGUCUUGAGUCCAGCUGAAGUUAUACAAAGACAUGGGGGGUAUGAGUAUAUCAUUCCACCACUUUACAAGAGACUUUUAGCAGAGUUCAUAGACUUUAUGCUUCUCUUCAUAUUGAAACUCAUUGUUACAUUUGUUGCUGUGGACAUGUUUGAUAUUAUUGAUUUGGAGAAAUUUGAUUUGUAUAAAUUCAGUGAAAAUUAUGAUGACUACAAGUUUGCAAUGGAAUUAACUAGCGAGAUACUCCUCUUAGAGAUUAUAUAUAGGAUACUUGUAUGUAUUUAUGAGGCAUUUUGUCUAAGUAGUAGUGUUGGUCGCAUGGGUGGUGCCACCCCUGGCAAGGCACUACUUGGCUUACGAGUAGUCACUGCAUCAGCUGUUAUACCUGUUGAAGGCAGGCCAAAAGAAACUGUGCUGCUAUACCCAGGAACACCACUCACAUUUGGCAUAGCACUGUUCCGUUCACUUUUGAAAAAUUUUCUCAUAUCUCUGCUUUUUCCUCUAUGCGUAAUCCUGUUCGUGUUCCGGUAUAACCGUACAGGGUAUGAUUUGUUAUGCGGUGUUAUUGUUGUUGAGGAAAAUAUGUUCCCACCAAGGCGGAAUGCACCUUAGUUCUAUACUUUUAAGAUAUAAUUUAAAUUGCUAAAGUCAAAAAGAUGUUGACCAAUAAGAUUUUAAACGAAAAGUACUAUAAUGAGGCAUGGUUCACAGGUGAGUAAGAAGACAUUUUUUUUUCACCAUAUAUGCAGUUAUUUUUUGUGUUAAAUUUCAAUACAUUUAAAAGGUAUGUUUAAAUAGAUCAAUAAUUUGAGUAAAUAAUUUUAUGAGGAUUUUCACUUUGAAAACAAUUUAAUAUUUCAAUAAUUUUGACUAGAACCAUCAGGUGUUGCAUAUUUUAUUAUAUAUUUUAUUUAUAAAAAAUAAUAAACUAAAUUAUUGUACAUAGUUGGGAUUUUCACUAAAUCUCAUUAAAUUUUAGUUUUAAAUUAAGUUAUACCUAUGGAUGUAUCUUUAUUUUGUUAUAGCUAACAUUAAUUAUGUAUUUAAAAACCAAAGAUAUUUUGGGCAUACAAGCAAUCUAUGUGAAUAAUUUCAAAAAAAUAUAAAUUAAUUUGUUACAUUUAUAUUCGUUGAGAAAAUAGGGUUGGACUUAGGUAGUAUCCCGUAGCACGAAUUAGGAGGUAAAAAAUAUUGUAGUUGUUAGAGUUUUAGUCCACGAUGCGACCACGAUCUUAUUACAUGGUAAUGCACCAUUUUCAAGAAAAUAACGAAAAAAAGUCUAAACUAAAACGCCUAAAUUACGUAAAUAAAACGGUACAUGAGCGCUGGCAUGGCUUUGGGAGGCAAAAAACUCGCUAAUAACUGUUAAUUGUAAAUGAAAAACAGUAAAAUUAAACGUAAAAAAUAGUAUGGGACAGACUAGACUGAUUCAUCAAUACUAAUUUUAAGACUAAAAAGACUAGAACCCACCAUUUUUAUUUUAUUUUCUAUAGAUAAAACAUAAUUUUUAUGCCGUUUCUAUCGUAGUUGCUAAACUGUGCAUUACCUACCUUGUAAUAAGAUUAGUAGCACUAUAAUUGUGGACCACAGCUCUAUAAACUACAAUUUAUAAAAAUUGAUUAUGUUAGGUUAUGUUAGAACAGUUAAAACAACGCACAAGCCGAGCAUAGUGUGCCGCGGCUGCGGCCGGCUAGUGCCAGAGACUAAUAAUUGUAAGCGUGUCCCUUUCUUUCCUCCCCUUAGAAACCCUUAAAAAGGUCGUAAUUUGAGGUAAGGUUAUAAUGAUUUUUUCUCUGGAACGGUGCAUUACUUUGUAAUAAGAGUGGUAGCAUUAUAAUUGUGAACUAAAGCUCUAUCAAUUACAGUAUUUUUAUCUCGUAUAUUCGUGCUACGGGAUACUAAGUUUUAACCGGAAAAUAAACAUACAAGCUAUUGUAAUUCAAAUGAAAUAUUACCUAUAUUACCAUUUAUCUCGUUGUCCUUUCACGCCGAUAUCUAAUAGUAUGUGGUGCAAACAUCCUAUGUGGCGAUUAUUCUUAGCCAUUAUGAACAUAAUAACUAAUCUUGCAUAAAAAAACUGUAUAUAUACUAAUUAUAAAAAAAAAUAUCAUAUUUCCUUACGAAAUAUGAUAUUUUACGAAAUACGAGUAUGUUGGAACUCACACUGAUAUUAUAAUCCCAUCAUAGUGAAACCAGCUCCAUGCGGACAGUUGAUGAAUUACUCAAUUUUAUGGGCAUACUGAUGUCUGUCAUGUUAGUUUUUGACUUAGAUAGUAAUUUAAUUAACAGAAAUGGUGCCACGUGGUAAGAUGCCACGCACACAAGCAUCUAAUUGUUGCCGUAAUAAAAAAGCUAUUGUUCUUAGGUAGUGUGGUAUCUGAUUGGAGCUCAGUGCCGGAUCUUGCCACUCAAUGGCAUCUUUAAAAUUUUGUAACAUACGCUUCGUGUGAAAUUAAUAAAAUACAAAAUACUUACUGAUGAUAUGUGAUCCCAGUGCCUUUCUUAUUUCUUGUAGUAUUAUUUUUACAAAGUUUUGCCACGCAACCCGGCAUUUUAGUUUAAAAUAUUAGCAAAGUUUAACAGAACAUGUGGCACGUCAAUAUCACACAUUGUGCGAAACUGGCUCGAGUACGCCCACUUGAGCGUAGUAUUAGUUGCCGACUUUGCGACUACGCCUGCAGUAUUUGGCAGCGGAGAUCCAGAUAUCCAGAUGGCAGAUAAUCCUUAAUCUAAGCCUGCAUACUUUUUAUGUUACAUUUCUUACAACCAUAUGACCUGUACAAAUAAUAUGACCAUGUCAUAUAAAUAAUUGAAACAAUUGUUUUUUUUUGCCUUUUUGUUUUAUAAGCAUAGAGCAAAUUGCUGCAUCGCAAUAGAAAGUAGGUAUCUACCCGACUAAAGUAUCUUUGUUCGGAAAUAUUUUAUCAAUGUGCCAUGUUACACAAAUAUGAUACAAAUUUUAUUUUACAAAAUCUUUGACCAUUAUAUUAAGUGAAAUGAAAAUGUUGAUGGCGGUAUUAAUUUUAAAUUCUUAUUGAUGUUGGAAAUCGGUACAAAUAAACAGUGGCAUAGUAGCAAUGAAAGCUGUGCUCUAUUUAUUUCAUAAAGUUUUUGUUAAUAUUUAUAUCUGCCUGUAUUACAUUAUAUAACGAGAAAAUA